Messenger RNA from Populus euphratica (Euphrates poplar), 2255 nucleotides. Its product is annotated as inactive disease resistance protein RPS4-like. The transcript is spliced from 3 exons. Bases 540 to 2255 code for a protein of 571 amino acids. NCBI's taxonomy places the organism in Eukaryota, Viridiplantae, Streptophyta, Magnoliopsida, Malpighiales, Salicaceae. The record is from RefSeq and is a predicted model, not a curated record. Gene Ontology annotation, molecular function: protein binding.
UUGCGUUGAAUUUGAAGAACUGCAAACACCUGGUUAAUCUUCCAGAAAACAUAUAUUUGUUGAAAUGUCUUCUAAUUGCUGACUUCUCUGGCUGCCCAUCUAUCAGCAGGCUUCCUGAUUUUUCGAGGAAUAUAAGAUACUUGUACUUGAAUGGAACUGCAAUAGAAGAACUGCCAUCUUCAAUUUAUGGUCUAAGGGAACUCAUUUAUUUAGAUCUAGGUGGCUGCAACAGGCUAAAGAAUCUGCCGAGUGCGGUUUCUAAGUUGGGAUGCCUUAAAAAACUUGAUCUUUCCGGUUGCUUAAGUAUCACGGAGUUUCCAAAGGUUUCUAAUAAUAUAGAGUAGCUGUAUUUAAAUGGGACAGCAAUACGAGGGAUUCCCUCUUCAAUAGAAUGUUUGUUUUAUCUUGCUGAAUUGCACCUGCGAAACUGCAAACAAUUUGAGAUUCUUCCAAGCAGCAUCUGCAAGUUGAGAAAACUGGAGAGGCUUAAUCUCUCAGGUUGCCUCCAAUUUAGGGAUUUUCCAGAAGUUUUGGAGCCGAUGGUAUGUUUGAGAUAUCUCUAUCUAGAAGAGACAUGCAUAACAAAGUUGCCUUCACCGAUUGGAAAUCUGAUGGGACUUGCCUGCUUGGAAGUGGGAAACUGCAAAUAUCUAAAAGACAUCGCAUGUUUUGUUGACUUGCAAAUGAGAUGGGUGGAUUUAUAUUAUCUGCGUAAGCUAAAUCUAGAUGGUUGCCAUAUAUCGGUAGUGCCAGACAGUCUUGGUUGUCUAUCGUCACUGGAAGUGUUAGUUCUAAGUGGAAACAAUUUUAAGACUAUACCUAUAAGCAUCAAUAAAAUCUUGGAGUUGCAAUAUCUAGGAUUAAGGAAUUGCAAGAGACUUGAAUCAUUACCGGAGCUUCCACCACGGCUAUCAAAGUUGGAUGCAGACAAUUGCGAGAGUUUGAAUUAUCUAGAAUUAAGCUCAUCAAAUGUAGUUAAGGGGAACAUUUUUGAAUUCAUUUUCAUUAAUUGCUUGAGGUUGCAUAAGACCAAUGGAAUCUUGGAGUACUCAUUAUUGAAAUUUCAACUUUAUACCAAAAGGCUCCAUCAGCUGCCCAAUGUUCCAGAAGGGGCAUGUAGUUUCUGCCUCCCUAGAGGUGUCUCUCCGGAGUGGUUUAGCCAUCAAAGUUGGGGAACUACAGUAACAUACCAGCUGUCUUCACAUUGGGCUAAUAGCAAGUUCUUGGAUUUCUUUUUUUACGCUGUCAUUGCAUUUCAUUCUUUCAGUCAUAGUUUGCAAGUUAAAUGCACAUAUCACUUCAGCAAUGAGCACGGUGAUAGCCACGAUCUCUAUUGCUAUCUCCAUGGUUGGUAUGAUGAGAAGCGCAUUGACUCAGAUCACAUACUCGUGGGAUUUGAUCCCUGCCUGGUUGCCAAAGAAGAUUAUAUGUUUAGUGAAUACAGUGAGGUCUCAGUUGAAUUCCAACUAGAAGAUAUGAAUGGCAAUCUCUUACCAUUGGAUCUUUGUCAAGUAAACGAGUGUGAGGUCCGUCUACUGUAUAAUUAUAAGAUACAUUGCAUCGACAAUUAUUGUGAUGCAUUGGAAGCAAUGUUCCAAGCUACGAGAGCAAGGUUGCAUAGCAUGAGAUGGGAAGAUUAUUCUGUCAUGCGUAGGAUCUAUGAAUUCUUGGAGGAGCCCGAUUUUUCAAAAAGGGUAUCUAGUUUCUGCCUCACUGGAGAUGCGACUCCGAAGUGGUUUAGCCAUCAAAAUUGGAGCUCUACAGUAACAUUCCAGCUAUCUUCACAGUGGGCUAAUAGCGAGUUCUUGGGUUUCUCUCUUUGCGCUGUCAUUGCAUCUUAUUCUUUCAACUUUGAGUUGCAAGUCAAAUGCACAUAUCACUUCCGCAAUGAGCACGGUGAUAGCCAUGAUCUCUAUUGCUAUCUCCAUGGUUGGUAUGAUGAGAGGCGCAUCUGCUCAGAGCACAUAUUUGUGGGAUUUGAUCCCUGUCUGGUUGUCAAAGAAAAUGAUAUGCUGAGUAAAUACAGUGAGGUUUCAGUUGAAUUCCAACCGGAAGAUAUGAACGGUAUUCUCUUAGCAUCAGAUGUUUGUCAAGUACGCGAGUGUGGGGUUCGUCUACUGGAUGCCAAAGAUAAACAUGGAUUAGAAACAAGGUUGCAUAUAGAGCAAGGUCGCAAGUUGCCAGCCGUUAUAGCAAGGAUGCAAGCCCAAAGAGCAAGGUUGCAAGCCCGUAGAGCACCGAGAAGGUAUGUUUAA